Durusdinium trenchii is the source of this 2532-nucleotide messenger RNA. The record is from the annotation of a GenBank genome assembly. NCBI's taxonomy places the organism in Eukaryota, Dinophyceae, Suessiales, Symbiodiniaceae.
AUGCCUUUGCCUUUGGACCUUGGGGGGGAGAGUUUGUCUAUCAUGAAGCACCUGUUCAUGAAGUCCACCAUUUCCAAUCUUCAGUGCUCCACUUCGUCAUUGUCGCCUUUGGAGGGUGAGAGCACCAUUCCUUUAGACUGGACUUUGCCCAUGUGGUCUCAUGCACAGACAAUGCUCUUCCGCAGGAUUCGGUUGCACUUCGAGAAAGCGACAGCCAUUGUGGAAGAUGCCCAAGACCGUCGCAAAUACAGAAUGUCUGAAUCGGAUCUGUUGAGCCUCAGAAAUGUUCUGUGCCUUUGGGCACAGGUGAGGGAUUUCCUCUCUACCCGCCUUCCCAACUUCACGAGCCUGGAGGAAGCACUCAUGAAGGGCAAUGGAGCUGAUCAUGAGCUAGAACAGAUCCUUCAGCAGCGGCCAGCCGUGUUUGCAGUUUCCUUCUUGCCGUGUGCGCAACAGUCAGCUCUGGAAGAUGUCAAGAAGCACGAAGAAGUUGUGACAUUAGAAGCUCAGAAGCAGAGAUUGGAACUGAGGGAUGCAAAGUGGAAGUACUUUGCUGCUGCGCUUAACCGUGAUCAGCAGGUUUUGCGCAUGAUUCUUUCUGCUCCAGCAAAGCUUGAAGCUUUGAAGCACAGGAAGCAAAUGGCAUGGAGGAUUGAGCAAGCCCAGGUCGGAGAACGGGUGGUGAAGAGCUACCUUGAGAAGUUCCUUCGGUGUGAUGUUGUUGAGAAGAUGGAGCAUGGGCAGCUGAAGGUCAACGAGUACAGGAGUUUUGUGGCAGCUACUUGCAAUUGCAAAGAAUCUGAUGUCCACAUCUUGACCUUCGUGGAUUUGAAUGUUCCUUUGGCCAAAUCCAAGGAACGCAUGGAGGAAUUAUGCACCCUCGUGCAAUUCGCGAAUGACCUCCAACCUACGCGCAAUGUCGGCGUCAUUGAGGUGCCUGAAGCACCGAAGAAGACCUCAAAGCGUGGCCUUGCGGAUGAGGAGUCUGAUCUGCAACAGACUCUGUGGGGGUUGCGGCAAGCAUGUGACAACAGAUGGUUUGUUCCUUUUGAGAUCCAAGCCUCGGCAGAUGCCCAGACUGCCAGGAGGCGGUUCUCCUUUGGACGCUUGGUGGUCAACAAGGAGGCUGAAAGCGAUAACCCGUGGAUCAACAACAGUGAGUUUGGUAGUGCAGGCAGACCUUUGGGCACUGACCCAAUUAUCCUACCAUUGAGCAAAGACCUGAUCCUGCCAGAAGCAUUAGAUCCAGACAGCGACCUGCGCUUUGCAGAAAGACUUCGACCAAGUUCGGAAGCGACAUCCGCUCAAAAAGGGUGUCAGCGUUGGGAGGCAAUUCUCAAGUCCAUGCUCACCAUGACCGGCUACAGCUUGAAGAAGUCACCAGUCAUUGUACUCAACCUCACGUCCUAUGUGGAGGAUCUUGGAGUUUCAGCUUUCCGUCUCAGGGAGUCCAAGCAAGAGCUCAAGGGAGGCUUUCACACGGACUUGCUCUUUUACCAAAGCGUUUGGUGGCUAAACAAGGACGGAUUUGGAGCUGCACGAUUGGCCAGAGAGGUGACCGAUGCAUGGAUCGCAGGUAAGCUGGAGCACGCAGGGCAGAAAAUCAAUGUCGACAUUCCAGCUUUGACGAAUGAUGAAAUCUCAUCAAUCCCAGGCGCUGCCGCAAGCCUUUCUCGACUUGACACGGUGCAGUUCGAAGUCCUGGAAAGGAUUGGCAGCAGCAUGAACAUCAAGAAUGACGAACACCGCUUCUGGAUGGCCCAGGGAGGGACCAUCACAGAUGAAUAUUGCGCCCUUCGUGAAGCUCAUCUUGACCUCAUAGGAAGGGAAAAUCAACUUGUAGAGGCACAACCCGAGAACACAGAGUCUGAAGCAGCUACCACAGCUACCACCAUGGAAUCCUUGGAAAAAUUGGAAGCGUCGCAUGGUGUUGAGCACAAGGUUGCCUCGGAGAUCCCUCAGGUGGAGAUUAUUUUGGCAAAAGAUGGGUCUUUGUGGCUGAUGUCUUCUCAAGAUCGGUCCAUCCCAAAGCAUUCACAACUCGGAGGCUUUGGGACAGGGCAGUAUGUGCCAGCAGAAGGAGAGGAAGGCAUCGACUUCCAUCUCCCUGAAGGGGAUCGCUCUCUGGUCCAACUCGACGAGGCAUCUUUCAAAGCAGAUGGGAGUGGUGUGUCAGUCAUCACCUUCUUCAAAAUGCUUGUCUUAGCGGAGCAGCAGAAGCAUCUCACUCAACAUCUGGUCUCCUACAUGAAUGUGACCAGGAAAGCGGACAGCAGCCUUGAGACCGGGAUGGAUGGUUUUGAGAUCACCUACAAAUCCAAGAUGCGAUUCAAGUGCUUGGUUCAGGAGAAGGUCACCUGCAAGAACAUUUUUGCGAAGAUGGUGGGCAAAAUCAAUGAGAUGGGUCAACUGCAGUCGAUUUUUAGGUUCCGAUAUGAAAGGAUUGGAGCCUCUUUUAAAGUCCAGCGGCCAUACGUAAUUACAAAGGCCAGGAUUAGCCUCAAGCGCGGACAGCCUCAACAAAUCAAAUAG